This is a messenger RNA of Perca fluviatilis (European perch), 2467 nucleotides long. It is a transcript of the gene mettl22, whose product is annotated as methyltransferase like 22. Gene Ontology annotation, molecular function: protein methyltransferase activity. The coding region runs from base 139 to 1395 and encodes 418 amino acids. The transcript is spliced from 12 exons. Gene Ontology annotation, cellular component: nucleus. The record is from RefSeq and is a predicted model, not a curated record. Gene Ontology annotation, biological process: protein methylation. Lineage: Eukaryota; Metazoa; Chordata; Actinopteri; Perciformes; Percidae.
CGGACGACUUUCGAGGGUGCACUAGCCAUGCUGAGUUCAAUGACAGUAGAAGGGGGUGUGUGUGUUCUGCAACUGUUAUCGAUCAGGUUUUGGGAAGCCCUCUACUGCUCCACCCUUGUGUACCAUGACUGAUCAGCCAUGGACUGCAUCACGUUCCACCACGAUACUGUGCUGUCAGACGUCCACAUGCUGCUGCCCAACGCGCGCCACCUGAUGACGCGCCUCAACGCUGUCGGACAGCCUGUGUUCAUCUCUAAAUUCAAGAUCCUGUCAGAUGGUGAAAAGCAUGGCAACGAGGUCCCGGGGCGGAGCUUAAAGGAGGAGGAGGAGGAGGAGGAGGAGGAGGAGGAGGAGGAGGAGGAAUACGAUGAACCAAGGGAAGGCGGAGAACAAGACACAAAAGUCCCACGGGGAACUGCUGGAGAGGAAGGGGAGGAAAGAGAGCAAGGGGAGGAAGAAGAGGAAGGAAAGGUGGAAGCCUUUUUGGAUGAGGACGGAGACCUGGACAUCACACAUCGGCCCAGGAACCCCCCUAAGGAGACUAGUGGCCGAGACUUGGUCUGUCCCAUCAUUAUCCAACGGUCCAACCCUGUGCUGGAAGAAGAAGAAGAAGAAGAAGAGGAGGACAGUACGGAGGAUGAAGCUGAUAAAUCCUUCAACGACAUUAUAAAGAUUGAGCACACUAUGGCCACGACCCUGGAGGACGUCGGCAAACAGGUGUGGCGAGGGGCAUUUCUCUUGGCCGACUUCAUCCUCUCUGAGCCGCUCACGUUCAGAGGAGCUACAGUCGUAGAGCUGGGCGCGGGAACGGGCUUAACCAGCAUCGUCAUGGCAACCAUAGCCAAAACGGUCUACUGCACAGAUGUGGGAGAAGACCUUCUAGGCAUGUGCAAGAGAAAUGUAACAUUAAAUAGACACAUGAUUGAGCCUGCAGGUGGUGAUGUCAGAGUGAGACAGUUGGAUUGGCUCCAGCAUGACCUUUGUACAGACGAUGACGUGGAAUUUAGGUGGACAGAGGAGGAAGUAGCAGAUAUGUACAACAACACUAAUAUCAUCAUUGCUGCUGAUGUUUGCUACGAUGAUGAUCUGACGGAUGGCUUUUUCCGAACACUGUAUCGACUCUGCAGUAACUUUCCGCACACCUGCACAGUCUUCAUCUCCAUAGAGAAAAGGAUGAACUUCACCCUGCGACACAUGGAUGUUUCCUGCGAUGCCUACAACCAUUUCAGACACUGUCUGUCCCAGCUCCAGGACCUGGAGGAUGGACGAUGCGGCUUCAGGGUGCAACAGCUCCCAUCCACCUGCGCCCAGUUUCUUCUGUAUGAACGCAUAGAGCAGCUGGAGCUGUGGAAGGUCACCUCCACUCCAGUCCCACUGGAACCGAGCGCGGUCUGAUUCGGAGCCGUUUUUAUCUUGACCUGGACUGACAUCUGGGAUAAUGCAAACGCUAAACUCUCCCCAGAAGUGACCCCAGCUCUUACAUAAGCACCUAUAUAAGUUAGUAAAUUCAAGACAGAAACAGGCUAUUUAUUUGACAUAACGAGUUCAUCAGAGAGUUUUAAAAAAUGUUGCGUGCGUCGAUGUAGAAUAAUACAUUUUUGGUACCUGAUUCAUGCGUUCUGACAUGAUUUUUCAUCUCAUUCGCCCGUUCACACACCCAUUCAUCCCCUGACGGGAGUGGAGCCGCCAUGCAAGGCGCUGCCUGCCACCGGGGGGGUGGGGGGGGGGGGCAACUUGGGGUUCAGCGUUCUGCUCAAGGACAAGGAACCGGCAACCUUUUGAUUAAAGGACGAGCCGCUCUACCUUCUGAGCCGCAGACGCUACCAAACAGAGGUGUGUGUGUGUGUGUGUGUGUGUGUGUGUGUGUGGUGUGUAUAGAUGUUUGUAUGUCUGAUAAGAAACAAGGUCAAAUAAAAUAUUGCUGUACAUCAAUGUGCUUGCCAUUUUUAUUCUGGCUGCAAACAUCGCACGGCACUCUUGGCGAGAGUCCAGAGGGACCGAAACAUUUUUUAUUUUUUUUAUAUUAAUAAAUUGUCAUGCUAAUCAACGCUUAUUUUUGAAAAAUGUAAGAAAAAAAAUCACAUAAAAACCGUAUUAAAGAAAAGAAUAGUUCUCUCAGCAUACUCUAACCCCAAUUUGGACAAAUUAAGAGAAUAUAAAAGCUAAAAAAACGCCUAUAUUAUGCUAAUUUUCAGGUUCAUAAUUUUAUUUUGAGGUUGUAUCAGAAUAGGUAAAACUAAAUAAAAACACAACAUAUUCUGGUAAAGGCUACAUAUCUAAUUUAAUUUACAAAACAGCCCAUAGCGGUUAUUAUCAACAGCAGCAGCAGCGUUUCUAAAGUAGUGAUAUGUAAUGUAUAAAGUAGUGAUAUGUAAUGUAUAAAGUAGGGAUAUAUGUAAUGUAUAAAGUAGUGAUAUGUAAUGUAUAAAGUAGGGAUAUAUGUAAUGUAUAAAGUCGUGAUAUGUAA